Molecule: messenger RNA, 2963 nt
Organism: Planococcus citri (citrus mealybug)
Lineage: Eukaryota; Metazoa; Arthropoda; Insecta; Hemiptera; Pseudococcidae
Gene: chm
Product: chameau
Exons: 12
Coding region: 135-2534 (799 amino acids)
Biological process (GO): positive regulation of transcription by RNA polymerase II; negative regulation of DNA-templated transcription
Cellular component (GO): nucleus; chromatin
Molecular function (GO): zinc ion binding; transcription coregulator activity; histone acetyltransferase activity
Source: RefSeq, a predicted model, not a curated record
ACUUGUUUACAAACAAAUUGAUUACGUUCUUUUUUACGAAAAAGCAACGAAUUUAAUUUACUUUUUGGUUUAGUUAUUAAUUAAUAAUAGAAUACUUGUCUGUAAAUUCGAUCGACGCAUGAACUUGUGAAACCAUGAUACCCAAGAAAAAGGCGGACGCUUCCAGUUCGGAAAGUGGUUCCUCUUCGAACAGUUCAUCGUCCUCUUCUUCAUCGAGCUCCGGCUCUAGUAGCGGAAGCUCGUCCAGCGAUUCGGAUUCGUUCAGCAGCGAUGGAUCUUCCGAUUCGGAUCAGAAGAAGAAAACUCAAGUAGUUAAGAAACCAGAACCAGUGAAAAAAAUCGAACAAACUAAGAAACCAGAAUCUCAAAAUGUUAAAAAACCACCACCGGAGAACAAACCGCGUAAAAUGCCGGUUAUUAGUAAAAACAACGUAUACUCAGACUCCGAAUCCGAAGAGAGUUCCAGUCCUCAGAAGUCAUCUGUGCGUAAACCUAUAACUAAACCAAAAUCCUCGGCUACGGUUACACCCGUGCCUAAGAUAAGUUCACAAAAGAACAUUCGUACGUCGCCUAAGAAAUCCGAAGCUAGGCGGAAUUCCAGAUCUAAGACCCCAGCUAAGGAUGUCCAGUCGCCUGAUAACGAUCUCAAUAAAAAGAAGAAGAGUAUAUUUAGCCCCGAGAGGCCUGAUACACCUCCGCCACCUAAACUAACACCUAUGAAGAAUAUAUCGCCACCAAAGAAAACUAUUAUUAAGCCUAGAACAAAAGCAUCGGUUACGUUGAAGAAAGCAUCGUCUACGUCGGAGAAAUCUCGUACUAGUUCGGUAUCAUCGUCUGUUUCUUCGGAUGGUUCUUCAGAUUCCGACUACAGUAGAAUCGUCGAAACUAAAGCACCGCCUAAGAAGAAACCCGAACCAGUGACGACGACUUCAGCUCCUCCUGUAGUCAAGCCUCGAGGCCGAGGAAGGCCCAGAAAGUACCCACUACCAGAUAAUGCUCCCAAACCUGCCAAUAAGAAGCCUUCUCCCGAAGUACCAAAGAUUGUUACCAGAAAACAAUCGCAAUCUACGACUCCUGGUGUUAGAGUCAGUAAUUUAUUAUCAACUAUUAGUCGAAACGCUACAGAUACGGAUUCCGAUACUGGUGAUAAGUUAUCCUCCAGUAAUUCCAGUAAAUCAUCAAAUAAGAAAGCCCGAACGAAAUCGCAAUCUCAAAGGAAAUCGAAAAAUAAAAUGGUGUUACCUGAUAGCUCGCAGAAUACCUUGGUUGAAUUGGAAGAACGUCUGUGUCCAUUAGAAGGUUGUGAUUCGAAUGGCCACUUGGGCGGUAGACUAGAUAAACAUUUCACUAUCGAUGCUUGCCCUCUUUAUCAUAAUCUUACUCCUAAGCAAUGCAAAGAGAAUUAUCUCGAAAGAGUAAAACGUUUAGAAGAACGUCGAAACGCUGCCCUCAAAAGUAGCCCCGAACAAAGAAGUUAUAGAGAUAAGGUUAAAGAAUGGAGAAGCAAAGAACAACCAUCGACAACUACUUUAGAUAUUAAUGAAAAUUCCAAUCAAGAAAGAGAACCCGAAUUAAUGAAAUGUAACGUGCCCCUGUACGAUGUCAAAUUAUUCCAAGAGGCUCAAGCCAUAGCUAGUGAAAAAAUAGAAGAAGAAUUGAAGCAGUUGGCAAAUGUUCGUGGUAUUAAGUGUAUUGAAAUUGGAAAACACGAGAUGGAAGUUUGGUAUCAGAGUCCGUAUCCUGAUGAAUACACUAGAGUUCCUAAGCUCUACAUUUGCGAAUUUUGUCUCAAAUACAUGAAGAGUCGCACCAUUUUUAAUAGGCAUUUAUUGAAGUGUAUUUGGCGGCAUCCUCCCGGUGAAGAAGUGUACAGAAAAGACAAAAUAUCCGUUUGGGAAGUCGAUGGCAAAAAGUAUAAAACCUACUCGCAGAAUUUAUGCCUUCUAGCGAAAUUUUUCCUAGACCAUAAAACAUUAUAUUAUGAUGUUGAGCCCUUCCUGUUCUACAUCAUGACCAUUUGCGAUGGCGAUGGCUGCCAUAUCGUCGGGUAUUUCAGCAAAGAAAAAAACUCGUUCCUGAACUUCAACGUGUCCUGUAUUCUAACCCUACCACCAUAUCAACGUCAAGGAUACGGCAGGCUUUUGAUUGAUUUCAGUUAUUUGCUGACGAGAGUUGAAGGCAAAAUUGGUUCACCUGAAAAGCCCCUUUCAGAUCUGGGGCUAAUAUCAUAUCGAAGUUAUUGGAAAGAUGUACUCCUCGAGCGACUAUGCAACAUGGGAGGCAAACAAAUAUCAAUAAAAGAUAUGAGCCAAGAAUUAGCCAUCAACUCGUACGAUAUUGUGAGUACAUUGCAAGUACUUGGUAUGAUGAAGUACUGGAAAGGCAAGCAUAUAAUAUUGAAAAAACAGGAGGUUAUACAAGAGUACUUGGAGAAAAGAUCCAAACGAAGGCAUCCGGUGUAUAAAGAAAUAGAUCCAAAAUGUCUCAGGUGGCAUCCACCCAAUCCAGUUAAUCAUAAUUUAAACGCUUCCUGACAUUUGAAAAAAAUGUGCGCAAUGCCCUCCCAAUCAGCGCCAUGAAUUUGGCCAAAUGGCCAACUGGUUUGGCCGCUGGAAGAAAGAGAAAAAAAUUUAGUUAAUUGAAUUUUAUUAAGUUUUCCAUUUUAUACAUUAGUGUUUGUUUUAUAGUAUUUUAUAUUACACGACUAACGUAUCAUGGCGACGUACGUUGUUUCAAAAUGACAAAAAUACGAUUUAAGUAGGUGAAUUUUAUUUUUCUUAAUUCUUCUUUCUUUUUUUUGUGAAUUUUAAUUAAUGGUUCUCUUUUUUGUUUUUAUUUUCCUUCUUAUAUUUUUUGUCUGAUUUCUCUAUUUAAUUAUUGCUGUUUACGUGAAUGAAUUUUUACUUGUAGUUGUACGAUUUGUUAUUUGUUAUUUUAAUAAAUGUCUCCGUUUUGUUAUUUAA